AUGAAGGCGUCUAUGUUCCUCCUCGGCGCUAGCGCCAUCUUGGCUUCGGCCAGCCCUAUUCGAAAUGCUCUCGAGAAGAGAGAGAUUGAGAAGCGAGAGAUGAAGACCGAGUGGGUCUACGAGGUUGUUACCGUCACUGUUGUUGCUGGCGAGGAGCCCGAAACCACGGCUCCUGCGGCCACAAAGCCCACUGGCGUUGUGUUCAUGGAAGCUCCUGCUCCCGAGUAUAAAGCUCCCUCAACCACCAAGGAGGCUGCGAAGCCCAAGAAGGUCAAGAAGCCUGCCAACAAGCCCUCCACCACCAAGGAGGCUCCCAAAGUUACGGUCGUUACUGUCGAGCCCCAGCCUGAGCCUACCAAGGAGAAGGUCUAUGAGUCUCCUGCCCCCGUUGUCGAGAAGCCCAAGACUACCGUUGAAAAGGUUGUCGCUAAGCCCACUGAGGUUGCCGAACCCAAGGUUGAGGUCCCUGCCAGCAGCGGUGAUGACCUCUCUCUGGAUGGUGCCUAUAACACUGUUAUGCUUGCCUACCACAACAUCCACCGCCUUAACCACUCUGCCACUGCCCUUGAAUGGGAUGAUGAGCUUGCAGGCUAUGCCGAGAACACUGCCAACGGUUGUGUUUUCGAGCACGACAUGAAGCAGGGCAAUGGCGGCUACGGCCAGAACCUCGCUUCUUGGGGUGCCACUAGCGACAUUGAUGGUCUCAAGAACAAGGCUGCUGCUGGUGGUAUUACCAACCAGUGGUACAACAACGAGAUGGGCAACUGGGCUUUCUACGGCCAGGAGAACCCUCCUGAGGAUAUGAACAUCGACCUCUACGGUCACUUCACUCAGGUUGUCUGGAAGGACUCCACCAAGGUCGGCUGCGCCACUGUCAAGUGCCCUGCCGGAACUGUUCUCAGCUUCCCCUCUUGGUACACCGUCUGCAACUACAACCCUCAGGGUAACUUUGGCGGCCGUUACGGCGACAACGUUCUUAAGCCCAAGGGCGAGAAGCGCGUUACUGUCUAA
Fusarium redolens is the source of this 1011-nucleotide messenger RNA. Its product is annotated as CAP domain-containing protein. The transcript has 3 exons. Gene Ontology annotation, cellular component: extracellular region. NCBI's taxonomy places the organism in Eukaryota, Fungi, Ascomycota, Sordariomycetes, Hypocreales, Nectriaceae. The record is from RefSeq and is a predicted model, not a curated record. The coding region runs from base 1 to 1011 and encodes 336 amino acids.